UGUUACAACACACUGAUGUAUAAAUAGGUAAAAUACUUCACGUCCUGUUUUUAUGGACAGAGUUCGACGCAAACGAUCUGGAGGCGGUGCUGGGCCGGAGAAAGCACUCGGACUUUUUGGCCGUCGUCUUGGAGCAGCGUCGGCUUUUCUCAUCCGUUUAGGAGCACCUAGCAAAUCAGGUUACAAGCGCUUGGCAGGCUGCUGGUGAAGGAAGGGCGUGCCAGUGGAGCGGCGCGGUUGGUUGGAUGGAGAGCCCUCCCCGCCGCUGAACAGCUCUGCAACGCACCGCCCAGCCAUGCGUUCUUUCAUGGGACUGGCUCCUCCUCCCUCUCGGUCCCUGUCUCUGUUACCUCGCCCCAAUCAGCCCUUCACUGCUACUCCCUGGCCUGCACGUCACUGGCCAGCGUUCACCCCGCCGCGCGCCAUUGGUUAAGCUCCUAUAGCAGGACAUCCCUCUCUCACUGUGGACUCACGGAGCCCCAGCAGCAGCAGUGGCAGGAGCAGCAGAACCCCAUGAAUGACCUUAGCGGGUGCAGGGAAGGGGGUCCCUCCUCCCCCUCCCUCCCGCCUGGCGUGCCGUUACCUUCACCAACUUGCCCGCCGUCGCCAGCACCGCCCAGCCUGACAUCGACCUCGCCUGCAGCGCCCAGCCCUCUCCCUCCCUCGCCCUCACCGCCCAGCCCUCGCCUACACCGCCAUCUCCUGCACUUCAACCGCCUGGCGUUCCGCCUCCAUCCCUCACCUUCUCUUCCCAGCCUUGCACCACCACCACCUCCUGCGCCGCUUCCUGCAUGGCGUGCUGCCACCUUCGCUGGAGCCGCCCCGCCUUGCACCACCACCACCUCCUGCGCCGCUUCCUGCAUGGCGUGCUGCCACCUUCGCUGGAGCCGCCCAGCCGCUCAUCCGCCGUAGCUUAUAUAGCAGCAGAUUCGUCUCUACACAGGACAGUGCUGAGCCUUUGCUGUUCCGCUGCUGCAACCGCCCAGCCCCCACCGGCGCUGCCCAGCCCGCCUCCCCCCUAACCAGCAUCAGCCAGGCUGCUGCCACCCUCACCGCCCCCAAGCCCUGGCACCUCCGCCCCUCUGGGCACCCUCUG
Astrephomene gubernaculifera is the source of this 1096-nucleotide messenger RNA. The record is from the annotation of a GenBank genome assembly. Lineage: Eukaryota; Viridiplantae; Chlorophyta; Chlorophyceae; Chlamydomonadales; Astrephomenaceae.